AUGAAUCGAGUCCACAUCGCUGGAGGUAGCGGUGUUGGUGUUGUUGUUGUUGUUGUUGUCGGUGGUGGUGGUGAUGAUGAUGAUGUUGGUGAUGAUGAUGAUGAUGAUGAUGAUGAUGAUGAUGGUGGUAGAAAGCGAUAUCGGUAGGGGAAGUGCGUGAAUUCGUGGUGCAGGUGGUGGUAAUGGUGGUCGCUACGGUCUGUGCUGUGGUUGGGUCAAAGUGGAUGGUGUCAGUGGAUAAUGGCGGGGGAGGGGCAGCUAGAGUGUGAUUGACGGUGACGGGGGUGGCGGUGGGGGCGAGAUUUGCAGAAGACGCGAGACUGAGAGAAGAAGUAGACUUUGUCUCGUUGAUGGCACAGUGGGCCCCGAGGUGUCUUACGAGACCGAUUCAUGCGUUGAAUGCGCGUCGGCAGCGCGGGCUUGUUGAAAGCGACGGAUGAUUGGCAUUGAGGAGGCGAGGCACAUGUGACUUGCGAGCCUCCCUUAUAGCUUUGGCGGCGGCGAUCCGACUGGUUUCGUAGAUGGCUGCGCUCGUCUACAAUUCUCUUCGUCAUGCCAGACUGUUCUGAGCGUGGUCCUCUCAUGUCUCUGGGCUGAUCUUUGGCCGUCUCGGACAGUCCUUCAAAGUGUCAUUGUAAUGCUGGUUUUGUCCUCCGAGUCGACGACUACCCAUGGCGACAUCAGCAUGGAAGAGUUGUCUCUGUAG
Molecule: messenger RNA, 706 nt
Organism: Spirometra erinaceieuropaei
Lineage: Eukaryota; Metazoa; Platyhelminthes; Cestoda; Diphyllobothriidea; Diphyllobothriidae
Source: the annotation of a GenBank genome assembly